Dunckerocampus dactyliophorus (ringed pipefish) is the source of this 4873-nucleotide messenger RNA. It is a transcript of the gene nktr, whose product is annotated as natural killer cell triggering receptor. Gene Ontology annotation, molecular function: peptidyl-prolyl cis-trans isomerase activity. Gene Ontology annotation, cellular component: nucleus. NCBI's taxonomy places the organism in Eukaryota, Metazoa, Chordata, Actinopteri, Syngnathiformes, Syngnathidae. Gene Ontology annotation, biological process: protein peptidyl-prolyl isomerization; protein folding. The record is from RefSeq and is a predicted model, not a curated record. The coding region runs from base 316 to 4419 and encodes 1367 amino acids. The transcript has 16 exons.
CCAGCAUCAUACAUAUUUCGUGUAUCAUAUUACGUUCCUUCAUGUACUAACUCGAUAAAAACAACACUUAAAGUUCGAUGUUAUGAAACAUAUGUUAUGGUUAUCUGUAGACAGAUAGCAUGCUAGCUAGAUAACAUGAAAUCCUACCACCACAAACCACAAUAACGUACGGAACGUCAAGAGGGACAAUCCAAUGUCUUUAUCCGGAUGUAGCUAGCUUCACGUUGCUAAAAGAGUUAGCUCAAAGCUAGCUGUCCUGUCGGCCCUCGGUGACUAGAUGUGAAUUCAGCGAUUCAUACGCAGGUCACCUGGACUAUGAGAAUGGGCGUGAAGGACCGCCCUCAGUGUUACUUUGAUGUGGAGCUCAAUCGGGAGCCAGUCGGGCGUAUUGUCUUUCAACUUUUUUCCGACGUUUGUCCCAAGACCAGCAAGAACUUCCUCUGUUUGUGCACUGGUGAAAAGGGAAUGGGCAAAGUGGCAGGGAAAAAGCUGUGCUACAAAGGCUCCACCUUUCACAGAGUUGUAAAGAACUUUAUGAUCCAGGGAGGCGACUUCACUGAAGGAAAUGGAAGAGGAGGAGAGUCCAUAUAUGGAGGCUACUUUGAAGAUGAGAAUUUCACUCUCAAACACGACCGGGCCUUCCUGUUGUCCAUGGCCAAUCGCGGGAAAGACACCAACGGUUCACAGUUUUUCAUCACAACCAAGAUGGCGCCUCACCUUGACGGAGUGCACGUCGUCUUCGGUCUCGUCAUCUCCGGUUUUGAGGUGAUCAAGAAGAUCGAGGGACUGAAGACGGACUCGGCGAGCCGACCGUACGCGGACGUGAGAGUGGUGGACUGUGGACAGCUGAUUACCAAGUCGGCUAACGACAUUCUCGAAGGCAAGAGGAUAAGAGCGUCUCAUUCUGCUGACUCUUCCCUCAAUUCUGAGGACGCUUCAUCUCAGAGAUCCUCCUCAGUGGAGUCUGAUAGUGAAAAGCCCAGACACCCCAAACACAAGAGACAUGGCAAAAGUAAACGCUCCAAAAAGAGGAGAAAGAGGGAGAAGAAUGUUGAUGUCGUGGAAUCCUCCAAACAAAGCUCCCACGAGCCUUCAGAAGAAGACAUGGAAGACGCUGAUGUGGACGGAGAGAAGGACCAAGGCGGGAAGAGAGAGAAGCUGGUGGUUCGACCAGAGGAGAUCCCUCCUGUGCCUGAGAACCACUUCCUGCUGCGACGGGAUAUGCCAGUCCAGGAGAGCAAAGCAGAGAUCGUUGAGCAACAAGAAGUGUGCGUUCCUGCUGAACAGAAGCCGGCAGUCUCCAAGUCUGGACGCAAGAUCAGAGGCAGAGGAACAAUCAGGUACCACACUCCCACCAGGUCUAAAUCUCGGUCCGCUUCAGUGGGAGAGCGUGGCAGCAGUGAAACUCCGCCCCACUGGAAAGAGGAGAUGAUGCGAACAAAAUCCUAUCAGCCCCCCAGUGUGGAGCGAUGGAGCAGAGGGGACCGGUAUGACUCCAUAUUUUGCUUUUUGUCUACUCAACACACAAGUGACUGUUCCUCACACAGAUGGGACAACAGAAGCGACUCUGUGUGGUCCAGGUCCUCUGAGCGCUCGUCAGACCGCAGUUCUGAGAGGUCCAGCCCACCGCGCCAACAUAAGAAAGAGAGGAAAAAAGGCAAACGCAAGAAGAAGGCCAAAAAACAUAAACAUAGCAAGAAGAAGAGUUCCAAGAGCAAACCUUCAGAGGCGGGAACAUCAGAGGCGGAAAGGUGGCCAUCUUCAAGAAGGUCCAAAUUCAGAAACUCCCACUCGCCAUCCCGUUCCUCGUCAAGUCAGUGUAACGCCAGACGGCGGUCCUCUGUGUCCCGAUCCUACUCCAGAUCCCGCAUAUCCAGUCGAUCGAGAUCCCGGGCGAGGUCUUAUUCAAGAUCCAGGUCUUAUUCAAGAUCCAGGAGCCCGUCUCCAUCUAGAAGUCGUUCUCAGACUCGAUCCAGAUCACGGUCUUAUUCACGACCAAGGUCCAGAUCAAGGUCCAGACACAGGUCCAGGUCGUUGAGUCCAAACAGGAGGAGGAGUUUGUCCAGAUCUCCAAGAAAGCGGAACUCCAGCAAGUCCAAAUCAGACACCACGCUGGGGAAGCUUCCCGAGGGCAAAGUCACAGAGUCCUCAAGACUACCAACUGUCCUGGCUCCAGAAAGUGUCCCUGUCAUCCCCAUGAGCGACAGUCCUCCUCCCUCCCGCUGGAAACCCGGUCAAAAGCCCUGGAAACCCUCCUACAUCCCAACCCAUGAAAGCAAAGCCCAAAUAUCUUCACAGAACACUUCCUCCACGGGUCAAACCGUUGACGCCAAAGCUCCUGGUUCAGUUCAGGACAAACGUCUGACGGUGGACGCAGAAGACGAAAAAGCACACAAACCCACACAGGGGUCGCCUAGCCGGUCCUCUAGAAGCCAGAAGUCCCGCAGCCGUUCAUACGGUCGCUCAAGAAGCAGGACUUCCAGCAAGUCCAGGUCCAGGUCCCAACACAGCAGGUCUUCGUCAAACAGCGGAUCAGACUCUGAACGCUCUCACGAGACGAGGAGCAGCAAGAACAAACCGUCUAUUGACAAGGAGUGGAAAAAGUAUUACAGUUCUCUGAAGAGGAUAAAGAAUAUAGACCAAUACAUUUUACUUGCUCAAGAUAAGGAGCCAAGUCCUGUUAACGCCAUCUCCAAGGGAAGUCUGCAGGAACAUGCAAAGAACUGCAGCUCUGCACCGGUGGACGGCUUUCGUAACAAGUCUGGAUGGGACAGUGAUAGUGAUAAAGUCAGCCUAAGUAACUGUGGUAGUUUGUCCAAAAAUCAGAACCAAGCAUCCAGCGGGAUCCAUGAUAAGAAGACUUCAGGCCUGACUGGGUGGAAUUCCGAUAGUGAUCCUGAAACCCUAACCACCAGGGUACUGGCCCUGUCAGAAAAAGAGGAAGGUGAGGCCAGCUCUGAAUCUGAAUGGGAAACUUUAAGAAAGACCUCUGAGGCGGUGGCAGAGGCUCUGCUUCCUGCUGCCUCUGAUCAGUCAGAAGUCAGUCCACAGAAAACUGCCGAGCCCGAGAAGCACAGGAGCAGGAGGAAGUCCAAACGGAAGCACAAACAUAAGACCAGGGAGACCAAGACAGGUGCCCACCAUCCAAAGGACAAGAGCAAGAGAUCCAAGAAGAAACGGCAGAAGCUCAAGGAGAUAUUUCACUGGCAGCCGCCUUUAGAGUUUGGAGAGGAGGAGGAUGAAGAUGAAUCGAAGCGAGAGAGAUGCAGCCCGGCCAGAGCUGCCAAUGAAGACACCAACGUGGACUCAAGGAACGUCAAAGAGGAGCAUGUGAGCUCUCUCUACAGGAAUCCAAGCAGAGAAGAAAACAGGGGGCAGCUGAGGGUGAAAGAACAUAACAGAAACUCCAAACUAUCUGAACCUCUUCAUCAGGCGUCCAACAGGAAUAGUUCUAACACAAGCAGCGCCAAAGAGCACCACUUUAUGGAGGAUAUGGACAUUUGUACUCCGGAACAUGAAACCAUCAUUGAAGCUUCAGCCAUACCUAAAUCCUUCAGUAAAACCCCCGAAAUAACCCUAAAAACUACCUCCCAUUUGUCCGCCAAAGCCAAUAAAGUUGCCCUCCAUCAUCAGCUGCAAAGCCUAGAACAAUCUACCGUCACCACAUCAACAGCUGAUGGGAUCAAAGCUGAAGCGGAGCCGGACAAGCCCCCCAGCACCGUCAUUAACUUCAAAUGGAGGCCUUUGAAAGGAAUGUCUUCUCUGCAGAACGUCAGCACGGCGCUGCUUACAGCCAAAAACAUGCAAGUGCAACAGAACCCCGCGUCCUGUGCACAGGGAGUGAGAAUGGAGAUCAAGAGCACCAGCCGGGUCAGACCUGGAUCGCUUUUCGACGAGGUCCGCAAGACGGUGCGACUCAACCGGAGGCCGAGGAACCAGGAGAGCUCCAGUGAGGAAAGCUCCCCUUCCGCGGGAGUAACCAGGGAUAAAUCCCCGAGGAAGCGGCGGUCCCACUCUGCCUCCAGCCAGCGCUCGCGCACCAGAGACUGGUCACACUCCUACAGCAGGUCCAGGAGUCGAUCGCGAAGCUCCAGCUCCCGCUCCAGGGAUCGCAGCGGGAGUCGAAGGAGACGCGGCAGGGGGCGCUCACGCAGCAGCACAUACAGAAGCUACCGAAGUCACAGUCGGACGUACAGUCGAAGUCACUCCAGGAGUCGCUCCUAUAAUCACCGCAGCAGGAGAUCCAGGUCUGACUCCUCAGACAGCUAUUCCAGUCGUAGCCGCAGUGUGAGCAGGAGACGCGGUCGCCACCGGAGCGACAGCUACAGGAGUUGGGACCGCAGAUCUCGGUCCUCACGCUCCUCCACUCGCAGUUCUUCACGCUACCGAAGUCGCAGUCGCAGCAGUCGAUACACCUGAGACAUGUCGCCGUCGUCAGUUGGACUCUCUCCCUUUCUGUUACAGGCCAGUUAUCAAAGCUCCACAAGAGGAAAGCAGGCCAAGAUUAUUCUGUAAUGCAUGUUCAUACAUGAUACAUCCUGGCAAAUGAAUGUCAUGUCGAAGAAUGUACUGUACAUAAAUGACCAGCUAGAUAAAGGCUGCUCCAAACAUUUCAUGGACACAUUUUCUGUGUGUUACAAUUAGGAGAGGAUGCUCAUAACGUAAACAACGUGGGUUUUUUUUCCUGUAUAUCUGUAUUUCUUUGUUCUGUUUGACCAAACUGGAUCAAGAGCAACAAAACACUGUUAUGUUUUUGUUACCGCUGGCAGUUAUUUUAUGGUUUUGUGUUAGAUUACUGUACCAUGAAUGUUUAAACUGUACUCAUUUCUUUGGCUAUGAGUGAUGAUGUCCAAUAAAAACCUCAACUCAUCCU